Molecule: messenger RNA, 1871 nt
Organism: Sus scrofa (pig)
Lineage: Eukaryota; Metazoa; Chordata; Mammalia; Artiodactyla; Suidae
Gene: MRPS35
Product: mitochondrial ribosomal protein S35
Biological process (GO): mitochondrial translation
Cellular component (GO): mitochondrial small ribosomal subunit
Molecular function (GO): structural constituent of ribosome
Source: RefSeq, marked validated
CUUGUCCCCUGCCGCUUGCCGUCUGCGCAGACAUGGCGGCCACCUCGCUCCCUGCAUGGCUGAUCCUGAAGUCACGGGCCGGUACCUUUCGUGCCUUUUCUACGGCUAUGUCUCCGGCAACACGCUCUCCGAGACCAGCCCUGCGUACAACAGAAAGAACGUCCAAACCUGAAAGGGCACUGAGAAGAAAGGCACUACCUCCUAGGACAGAGAAAAUGGCUGUUGACCAAGACUGGCCUAGUGUUUACCCAGUUGCAGCACCGUUUAAACCUUCAGCGGUACCUCUUCCUGUCCGAAUGGGUUAUCCAGUAAAAAGAGGGGUGCCCAUGGCUAAGGAGGGAAAUCUUGAGCUUUUAAAGAUCCCCAAUUUUCUGCAUUUGACCCCUGUAGCAAUUAAAAGGCACUGUGAAGCUCUUAAAGAUUUUUGUACUGAGUGGCCAGCUGCCUUAGACAGUGAUGAGAAAUGCGAGAAGCACUUUCCAAUUGAAAUUGAUACAGCUGAUUAUGUUUCAGCAGGACCAUCUAUUCGAAACCCCAAAGCACGAGUAGUAACCUUAAGGGUUAAACUUUCCAGUUUGAAUUUAGAUGAUCAUGCAAAGAAGAAACUUAUUAAACUUGUAGGAGAUCGAUACUGCAAGAGCACAGAUGUGCUUACCAUCAAAACAGACAGGUGCCCUUUAAAGAGACAGAAUUAUGAUUAUGCAGUAUAUCUACUAACAGUUUUAUACCAUGAGUCCUGGAAAACUGAAGAAUGGGAAAAAAAGAAGACUGAAGCAGACAUGGAAGAGUAUAUUUGGGAAAACAGCACCUCAGAGAAAAACAUCCUGGAAACACUUCUCCAAAUUAAAGCUGCUGAGAAAAAUCUAGAAUUAAGUAAAGAAGAGCUCCUUGGUACUAAAGAAGUUGAAGAUUACAGAAAGUCUGUUGUUAGUCUUAAGAAUGAGGGGGACAAUGAAAAUACCCUUUCUCAGUACAAAGAAUCAGUGAAGAGACUAUUAAAUUUGGCGUGAACUGUGUAGGAAAAUUGCCUUGAUUUAUUAAUUUUAUAAUGUAUAUGUAAUGAUUAUCUAAUUUGCUAUCAAGUUGAAAAUGUUAAAAAACCAUUGUCUUAUUACGUCCGAGUUUAAAAUUAUUUCUUUCAUCCUAAUGCACUAUAGCAGUGAUUAUUCAGAAGUUUUCUUACUUAUACACUGGGGCAAUCAGACUAAUUAGAUCUCUCUGCUUUCUUCUGGUUCUAAAGUAUUUGGGUUUUAUUUCUGCCAUUAACAACCUUAGUAUUCAUACAUAUACAGUAUCAUUUUGUCACCUGCUACAUUGUUCUCUCCACAAAUUAGCACCCAUUGGUUGCUUUUGUAUGGUGAUUUUGGUUGUACAGGAAGCGAGGCCCAGAACCCAGUGCCCUAAAGUUCAGUGUUUUGUUUAUAUAACUGCUAUCUACCUAAUGUGUUUUUUGCAGAUGCUGAUUUUGAUUAGAAACAAGUCGUUGGCAGUAUUUUCUAACCUAAAAGGUUUGUUCCAUCCCUCUAUUUGGCUCGGGGUGGGGGGGGGUCACUUUUUGUUGACUCACUUCUGUUUAGCAUCCAAUUUCCCAUAUUCUUUUGCUCACUUCUCCAAGCCCAAACUUGCAGAAAAGUGAAAAUAGAGAUUACCUGGUAUUUGUCUUUUUGGAUGCUCCAGCUAGAACUUCCACAGCCCGGAAAAGAGAUGGCGUAUAAGGGCCUUGAAUUUAAUUGGAGUAAAUGGCACAAUGUUAACUUCCCUAAGAAACAUUUCAUUCAGUUUAGCUGUUAAUUCAGUAUUUUUAAGUAUCUCUAUAAGUCAUUUCUUACCACUUUGAAAGUUACCAAUAAAUGAUUAAUUUAAAAUCAAAA